This is a messenger RNA of Morus notabilis, 2035 nucleotides long. RefSeq names its product carotenoid 9,10(9',10')-cleavage dioxygenase 1. Bases 348 to 1964 code for a protein of 538 amino acids. The transcript has 14 exons. Gene Ontology annotation, cellular component: chloroplast stroma. Gene Ontology annotation, molecular function: carotenoid dioxygenase activity. The record is from RefSeq and is a predicted model, not a curated record. Gene Ontology annotation, biological process: carotene catabolic process. NCBI's taxonomy places the organism in Eukaryota, Viridiplantae, Streptophyta, Magnoliopsida, Rosales, Moraceae.
GAGAGAGAGAGAGAGAGAGAGAGAGAGAGAGAGAGAGAGGGCAUCUUCAUCCAAUAAAACACGCUAAACAUAACAUCUACACAUUUCUUUACCAAACAUAUAUAUAUAUAUAUAUAGAGAGAGAGAAGAGAGAGAGAGAGAUGGCAUCUUCAUCCAUGGCCUUUCAGUUUCAAGUGAGUUGCUCUCUUCAUAACAACUACGAGCACUUGAAAACCGCAUUCUCCUCUGCAGUUAAGAACUUUUAUUCAGAGCCACUCAGGGAAAAGAAUCCAACCAUGCAACAGAAAAAUCCUCAGAAGUUAAAACCCAUGUAGCCAUUCCAUGAGCUGCUACAAUGGUUGAAAGUAAUGCCACAUCACGUCUCCAAAACCAUCAAGAAUGCUACGACCAAAACGUUGGAUGCCAUUGUUGAUUUGGCGUUUGAAUUUGUUGAUAUACCACUGCAUCCAUCCCAGACAAACUUUGCACCGGUUGAGGAGCUGGGAGGACCGGCUGGUAUCACCACCAUUCAAGGGAUCAUUCCUGACGAUUUUCCAGAGGGAGUCUACAUAAGAAACGGAGCAAAUCCUCUUUUUGGAGGAUUAAAAUCAACAAAAUCAGCGUUUGGAAAAUCAAAGCAAAUUUGGAUAGAGGGAGAAGGGAUGCUACAUGCUUUGUAUUUUACCAAAAAAGACGGUAAUUGUAAAUGGACUGUCAAUUACAAUAACAGCUACGUUGAAACUGAAACUUUCAAGCAAGAAAAGCAAAAGAACAAGCCGUCUUUUAUUCCCAUCAUUGAAGGCGAUACACUGGCCGUCAUAUCAGCCGCUCUGUUCAAUUUUCUCCGAUUUGGCAAAAUAGACAAACACGUUAGCAACACCAAUGUGUUUGAGCAUUCAGGGAAGUUAUAUUCCAUUGCAGAAUCUCACAUGCCUCAAGAGAUUGACGUUUUUACAUUAGAAACUUUAGGGCAUUGGAAUCUUUCCAGAGCUUGGAAUAGACCCUUUACAAGCCAUCCAAAGGUAGUUCCAGGCACCGGGGAGCUAGUUAUAAUUGGAAUGGAUGCAAUUAAACGUCCUUAUAUUGAGUUAGGAGUAAUUUCUGCUGAUGGAAAGAAAUUAGUUCAUAGAGCUGAUCUCAAACUCGACCGGUGUCCAUUUUGUCAUGAUUUUGGGGUUACACAGAGGUACAAUGUGUUGAUAGAUUUUCCUGUUACUAUAGACAUAAUGAGACUUUUCCAGGGAGGCCCAUUGAUUAAGUACGACAAUAAAGGAUAUGCAAGAAUUGGGGUUAUGCCUCGUUAUGGAGAUGGAGAUUCAAUCAAAUGGUUUAAAGUUGAACCAAAUUGCACAUUUCACAUAUUUAAUUGUUUUGAAGAUGGAGACGACAAGGUUGUGGUGUGGGGUUGUAGAGCUCUGGAAUCAGUCCUGCCUUUUGAUAAUACAGUCAAAGACGGGUUGGUACAUAGUCGACCUUAUGAAUGGAAAUUAAACAUGCAAACUGGAGAAGUCGUGGAGAGAAAUCUCACAGCCGAUGCAGAGUUUUCCAUGGAAGUUCCUCUAAUAAAUGCAAAUUUUAUCGGUUUGAAGAACAAAUUUGGGUAUUCCCAAGUUUUUGACUUUGUGCCCAGCUCUAACGCAGACAAUAUGUUUAAAUUUGGAGGUCUAGCAAAGUUGCACUUUGAGAAGCUAGACAAAAAAGUUUCUUCGACGACAAGAGAAAUUGAUGAGGAGGUAAUAAAAGUGGAAUACCAUAUGUUUGAGGAGAACACGUUUUGUAGUGGAGCCGCUUUUGUCCCCAAAAAGGGUGGUCUUGAAGAAGAUGAUGGUUGGAUAAUCACUUUUGUUCACGAUGAAGACACCAAUAUAUCUCAGGUUUACGUGAUUGACACAAAAAAGUUUUCCCACGAACCAAUUUUCAAAAUUACUUUGCCAUGCAGAGUGCCGUAUGGAUUUCAUGGAGCUUUCAUACCAGUCUCGGUGUAGCAUAUGCUCCAUACUAAAGCAUAAUAUGAAAAUAUAUAAUAUUGUACAGGCCUAAUAUAUGUAUAAUUAUA